Molecule: messenger RNA, 1827 nt
Organism: Physella acuta
Lineage: Eukaryota; Metazoa; Mollusca; Gastropoda; Physidae
Product: excitatory amino acid transporter 1-like
Biological process (GO): L-glutamate transmembrane transport
Cellular component (GO): plasma membrane
Molecular function (GO): neutral L-amino acid transmembrane transporter activity; L-glutamate transmembrane transporter activity; glutamate:sodium symporter activity
Source: RefSeq, a predicted model, not a curated record
ACAUAACCUCUGACAGCUGACGUCAGACGCUACCCACAACUUACUAAUCCGAUUUUAAAUUUUGUAGGCCAGUAAUUGUCUAGUAGGCGUAUGUGAUAGGCUAUUUAUUUACGUACUGUGCAGCAAAGUUUGUUGGCUCAAACAUCUGUUUCUUGGAGAUACGAUCAGUUGGUGUCAACUGGAGGUCAUCUGGAGGUCAUCGGGGUCAGCUGGAGGUCAUCGUCUCCACACUAGAUUCCAAUGGAUUCAGCCCAAAUCAAGACCAACGAUUCACCAGGCUAUGGAUCUGUGGCCUUUCACACGGAAACUGACGAAGACGAAGAGAAAUGUCAAGCGGAAAAUGUCGAGGUAUCGCGCUGCAAACGAUGCAUCGGUUUGGCCCGUGCGAACUUGCUGGUGCUCUUGCUUAUCGCCAGCCUGGGUGUGGGGGUGGGUUUGGGGGCGGGACUGCGUUCCCUGGAGCCAGCCCUUGACAAGCGGCAGCAGAUGUACCUCAAGUUUCCCGGCGAGCUGCUCAUGAACAUGCUCCAGCUGCUCAUCCUGCCUCUCAUUGUGACGUCACUCAUCAGCGGCCUCACCUCACUCGACACGCGCUCAUCAGGUAAACUCGGGGCACGCGCCAUCUUGUACUACCUGACGACAACCCUCCUAGCCGUGGUGCUGGGCAUCGUGCUGGUUAUAGCCAUCAGGCCCGGCCACAGGGGGGACACGCCCACCAAGGUCGGACCCACCGUCGACAGGGUGGAGGCGGCAGACACCUUCUUAGAUCUCAUCAGGCAGAUGUUCCCAGAUAAUAUUGUUGAGGCAACUUUUAGUAAAAAACUGACGAAACUCAGGGUUGUUGCGACAAAUGUUUCGACCAGUAAUUCAACCAAUGCGACUUCACCAGCAGUGGAGUACGUGCCGGUCCUGGUGCAGCAGAGCGGUAUCAACAUGCUGGGAUUGGUCACGUUCUCGGUUGCCAUGGGGAUUGCUAUCAACAGGAUCGGCCACAAAGGGAGGGCACUGAAAGAAGUCAUUGAAGCCGUGUGUCAGGCGACGUUACAGCUGGUCACAGCUGUCAUAUGGUUUUCCCCGGCCGGUGUGCUGUGUCUUGUGGCCCAUCAGAUCGUGUCCAUGGACGACCCCCUCAUCCUCACCGUCAUGUCAGGGCUGACCAUACACGGGCUUGUACUGCUGCCCACAAUUUACUUCGUCCUCGUCCGGAAAAAUCCCUACAGAUUUAUGAUGGGUGUGUUACAAGCAAUGUUGACAGCACUCGGGACAUCUUCUAGUUCAGCAACUCUGCCUGUGACGAUGAGGAACCUGGAAGAGAACAAUCACAUCGACCCCCGUGUCAUCUCCUUUGUGGCCCCAGUCGGCGCCACCAUCAAUAUGGACGGCACUGCCCUCUAUGAAGCUGUGGCUGUCAUUUUUAUUGGUCAAGUCAGGGGAUAUGACAUGGACAUUGGUCAAAUUAUCACUGUCUGUUUAACAGCAACGGCUGCCGCAAUAGGAGCUGCUGGCGUCCCUCAAGCUGGGCUGGUUACCAUGGUGAUUGUGUUGACAGCAGUUGGUUUCCCUACGGAUGACGUUGGCAUGAUUUUAGCCAUAGAUUGGCUCCUUGACAGAUUCAGGACGAUGAUUAACGUCCUGGGGGACACGUUUGGUGCUGGUAUUGUCGACCACUACUCCAAGGAUGAUUUGAAGAAAAUGGACGAAGGAGAUGUGAGGAAUACUAAGACAGACAGAACAAAUGGAAUAGACAACAAGGCCUACGAUUCUAAACUCUGAAUUCACUGAACCAGUGGCGUAGCCAGGAUCGUCUUAUGGGGGGGGGGGUUCAAA